AUGGCAUCCCACAAGACCAAUAGCAGUAGUAUUUUCCUUCAUCUCUUCAUUUUAGUUUGCCUUACCAUGACCAUCCCUGCUACUACUUCUAGUGCAGAUUUGCAUAAAAGGAGAUAUCAUUUGAAUGCAUAUAACCGUAGAUAUGAAGAAGGAGAGACGAAGAUUAGCCCUUCGACUCUUUCUAAUCUACGUCUCAAAUGGGAAUCAUAUGCUGGGAAAGAUACAAGGGCAACAACAGUAACACCAGCAAUAUUCAAUGGAACACUUUAUUAUCCAAGCUGGGAUGGAUAUCUCUAUGCAAUUAAAGUUUAUGGCGGUUCUGUUAUUUGGAAAAAGAAUCUGGAUGGACUUGCUUGCAGCCACAAGUCCGAUACAUUGAGGCACGUUCUCAAUACGAACUUGACUGUAUCUUUAGCGACUCCAACAGUUGUGGGUGAUAUACUAAUUGUGGGAACAUAUGGACCAGCUUUCAUUUUUGCUGUCAAACGAGAAACGGGCGAUCUCUUCUGGUCUACACAGCUCGACAGCCAUCCUGCCAGUGUUAUCGCGAUGUCUGGUACAUAUUACAAUGGAGCAUUUUAUGUUGGAACAUCUUCACUUGAAGAAGGCUUAAAUGUCGAGAAUUGCUGCACAUUUCGGGGUAGCUUUGCCAAAUUAGAUGUUUGUACAGGUAAGGUUUUGUGGAAGACCAUGAUGUUGCCCGACAACCAAAACAAGACCGGAGAAUAUGCAGGAGCUGCCUUGUGGGGAAGCAACCCUCCAAUUGAUCCUCGAAGAAAGCUAGUUUACAUUGCCACUGGAAAGCUAUACUCGGCACCUCCACACAUUUUAGAAUGCCAAGAAAGACAGAACAAUUCGACUUCACCUUGGGAAUGUCCAAUGUGA
Molecule: messenger RNA, 885 nt
Organism: Fraxinus pennsylvanica
Lineage: Eukaryota; Viridiplantae; Streptophyta; Magnoliopsida; Lamiales; Oleaceae
Source: the annotation of a GenBank genome assembly